AUGGCUGUCCAGAGCCUCAUCGGCUCUUCCAACUGGGCUCAGCUUGGCGCUCUCGCCUUUGCCGUCUGCCUCGUCUACGCCCUUGUCCUGGCAGUCCAGCGGCUCUACCUCAGCCCCAUCGCCCAUGUGCCGGGCCCCAAGCUGGCCGCCCUGACCCAGUUCUACGAGUUCUACUAUGACAUUGUGCUGGGAGGCCAGUACUCGUUCAAGCUGCUCAGGCUCCACGAAGAGUACGGGGAUGUGAUCCGCAUCAACCCGUGGGAAGUUCACGUACUCGACCCCGACUUUCACGCCGACCUCUACGGAGGGGCCUCUCGGCCGCGAAACAAGUGGGGGUUCUAUGCCAAGCAGUUUGGCUCUCCUCACAGCUCGCUUGCCACCCUCGGCCACUACCAUCACAAGCUGCGACGCAGUGCCUUGAAUCCUUUCUUCUCGACACAGAGCGUCCGAAACCUCCAGCCAGUCUUGGAAGAGCGCGUGAAUGCUCUUAGCGAUGCCCUCGUCAAGUACGCAACCACCCGCAAAGGGGAGCCCUUGAAUAUCAUGUAUCCCUUUUCGGCCUUUUCCAAUGACGUCAUCAACGAAUACGCGUUUGCGAGAUGCGAUCACCUCAUCGAGAAGCCGGAUUUUGGCGCCGAGGUGACUGACAACUUGCUCAUGGGAACGCACAUGGGGAUGCUCGUCAAACACAUGAAUUGGGCCCUUACUCUUGUCAACAGCCUACCCGAGUCCUUCUCGGGCCGCUUACCCCCUGCAGGCUGGGGAGGGUUCCUCAAGAUGAAGAACGACAUCCUGGAUCAAAUCCGGGACAUCAAGGCAUCCGAAAACACGGACAAGUGGCAGCUCGACGCUAGCCACCCGACAAUCUUUCACGAAAUGCUCACCUCGAAACAGCUUCCGCCCGAGGAAAAGACACCGCAGCGACUAGCGCAAGAGGGUCAGAUCCUUGUCCAGGGCGGGACCCUGACGUCGGCGUGGACCCUGACCAUGGCGGCCUUUCACCUCCUGCACCGACCGUCGACGCUGCGCAAUCUGCGGGACGAGCUGUUUGCCGCCCUCCCAGACCCCAACGAGGUCGUUUCUCUAGCCAAGCUGGAGAAUCUUCCGUAUCUGCGGGCCGUGGUCAAGGAAGCCUUUCGACACAAUAUUGGAACCAGUGGCAGACUCCCGAGGAUCGCGCCGGACGAGACAUUGGUGUGCAAAGAUCGAAAGUCUGGAAAGCUGUGGAGGCUUCCGCCGGGGACCGUAGUGAGCAUGAGCCCCUUCCACACCGUCAUGAACGAGAGCGAGUUCCCCGAUGCGCUGGGCUUCCACCCGGAGCGCUGGCUCGGGGUCAAGGACGGCGAGGGACUCGACAGGCGUCUGCACAUUUUCGGAGGCGGCACGCGCAUUUGCCUGGGCAUGGCCCUCGCACAGGCAGAGCUGUACCUGUUACUGGCGAAGCUAUUUCGCCGGUGGGGGAGUGGUGGCACCGUCGGGGCCAACGAGGACGGCGAUCGGCGGCCGGGAGACGUUGGCGUCUUGAAGAUUUACCACAGCACGCCGAAGGACUGCCAGAUGGCGGCCGACUACUUUGUGCCCAUUCCGUACAAGGGCAGCAAGGGGCUCCGAUUCGUGCUCGAAGCCAGCUGA
Molecule: messenger RNA, 1632 nt
Organism: Hirsutella rhossiliensis
Lineage: Eukaryota; Fungi; Ascomycota; Sordariomycetes; Hypocreales; Ophiocordycipitaceae
Product: cytochrome p450 domain-containing protein
Exons: 7
Coding region: 1-1632 (543 amino acids)
Molecular function (GO): heme binding; iron ion binding; oxidoreductase activity, acting on paired donors, with incorporation or reduction of molecular oxygen
Source: RefSeq, a predicted model, not a curated record